AGAGAAUUUACGUAUUAUGUGAAUUGACCUUUACUCGAAGAAUGCGAUAACGUCCUAAUUACUUAUUUCAAUACAAGUCUGUAUUUUCAAGAUAUUUUCCCGGUUGAAGAUACAUUAUAGCAAAACUGGCACAGACAGACAAAACUAUCAACCUUGUCAUUUCAGCUGUGCAGUUAUAUUCUGACUGUCCGCUAGAAGUAUUGUUGCAGCUAAAGAUUCAUUAAUAAUGCAUCGUCUAUCAUUGGGAAUUCUCCCAUACCGCGGAUGAACUUGUCAGCAAAGUGAAAAACUAGUCAAUUUUCUAUGACUACCUCAUUUUCCUUCCAAAGUUUUUGCAGUCUAUGGCUCAGUAUUGUGACAUAAAAAAUUCUACACCUGCGUGAUCGUGCAACCAUUCAUUACAGGUAUGUGGUGACGAAGAGGUAAAAAAAAAAAAAACACGAAACAACGAAAGCGGUGUAUUCUCUUGCCGAUAGACAGUACUCAUUUUCGUGCAGCACAGCGAUAUUUUAUUCACUAAUUUCUUUCGCAGCAUGUCAGAAAACGCUAAUAUAUAACCACAUGUAUAUAGCGCGUUUUCUAGUUUCUAUAAUAUUCACGAAGUGCUACAAACUUCGGCCAUAUGAGAAUAUUUCUUGCAGGUAAUAUUAAUAGGUUACGAAAGUGGGGAUGACUUGUUUUUCACAAACAGAUACAUUGGGAGACAGUGUCCAUUAGACUUUAGACAUGGAACAUUCAAGUAGACAUAAUGAUUUCGAAUGGGCGAUCAGUCUUAAUCAGUUAAUGCUAAAAAUCAUUGGUUUGUGGCCACCUGACAACCAUAUAAUCCGUAAGAAGAUGAAAUCGAAAAUUCGGCUAUUCUACAGCAUCACUACGAUACUUUUUAUACUUAUAAUACCGGCUUUAAUAUCGCUGAUGAGAGUAUGGGGAGAUAUGAUUUUGAUGAUAGAAAAUAUGCAAUACAGUUUACCACUCCUGGCUACGAUAUCGAAACUCAUCAUUAUUUGGUACAAACAAGCAGACUUACUAUCCGUAAUUCACAUGAUCGAGGAAGACUGGACGAAACCGAAGAUGAAAGAGGAGCGGGACGUUAUGCUGAAACGUGCAAUAAAUACACGCACAAUCGCGAUGUGGGGAUUGUUUGUAGCAAUUUUCACAAUAGUAAUUACUUUCGGUUUCUCAUAUUUCGGGCUGAUACUCAGGCACGUGACUAACCUGACCGAUUCCGGAAAACCAAUGUUGAUACCAUCGUAUUAUUUCCACGAUGUUUCCAAGAGCCCACAGUUCGAGCUAACAUUCCUGGCACAAGGAAUCACUUUGAUCGCAAGUGGUUGUUCUUACACUGCGGUCGACCACCUUCUCGGACUGUUAGUUUUGCACGUAUGCGGUCAACUGGAAAAUCUACAUUUCAGAUUGGCGUAUAUGAGAAAAUACCCAAAUUUCUUAGCAAAUUUGAAGUACAACGUGCUGGAUCACAUUCGACUGAUAAGAUCUAUCGAAAUCAUCGACAAUACAUUUGACUCACUGCUCCUUGUUGUGAUGCUUUAUUUCGGCAUAAUAUUCUGUCUAAAAGGUUUUCUCAUCGUUGAGGUUGUUAAUAGAGGGGGCAAAUUGUCAUUGAUGCAACUGCUUUGGUUUGCCGCAGCAAUAAUAUAUAUUUUAUUGCACAUGUGUCUUUAUAGUGCUGUUGGAGAAAUCCUUGUAACACAAUCUGAGAAAAUACAUCAGGCCACGUACAAAUAUCCGUGGUAUAAUGUGGAACCAAAAGCGGCAAAAAGUUUAAUGCUAAUCAUGCUUCGUGCGAGUAAACCACUUCACAUCACAGCCGGAAAGAUAUUUCCUAUGACGAUGGCAACGUUUGGCAACUUAUUGAAAACAUCAGCAGGUUAUAUAUCUGUGUUACUUGCCAAGCAAAAUUCAUAAUAAUAUUGUGAACUCAAGAGUAAGCCGAUUCUUUAAUGACACUAAUAUAUGUUGUUGAUCAUUUGAUUUCUUGUAUAUGUUCGUAGCAAAAUGAAAAUGUAGAUAUGUGGAUAUGUAGGUAUUAUAUGUUUAGAAGACAUAAGAAAGUAAAUAAGAGAAAAUAA
Harpegnathos saltator (Jerdon's jumping ant) is the source of this 2087-nucleotide messenger RNA. Its product is annotated as odorant receptor 43a-like. Gene Ontology annotation, molecular function: olfactory receptor activity; odorant binding. Gene Ontology annotation, cellular component: plasma membrane. The record is from RefSeq and is a predicted model, not a curated record. The transcript is spliced from 7 exons. Gene Ontology annotation, biological process: detection of chemical stimulus involved in sensory perception of smell; sensory perception of smell. Lineage: Eukaryota; Metazoa; Arthropoda; Insecta; Hymenoptera; Formicidae. The coding region runs from base 727 to 1923 and encodes 398 amino acids.